UGCUGGGUCUCUGCUUGUUGUGGCGUUCCCUUCCUCCGCACCCGUCCGUCCGUGCUGCCGCUGGAGUUAGCUAGGAACUAAAGGAAGGUCUGUCAUUCGUGACAGCCGGGCCGACCGUCCUUUUCAACUUUUCCAAGCCCAGGUUGUGCCUGAGGAGCUCGGGGGGUGUUUUAUCUAUAUUUUCGAUGCAUGGGAGUGCCCUGGGAGAGGCGAAGGGAGAAGACAGCGCUGGUGGUCCUGACUGUUCAGCAGGAUGAGUGAGGCGGAGGGGCAGUUCUACAGUGUUCAGGUGGUGGACUCCACCUUCACUGUACUCAGGCGCUACCAGCAGCUGCGGCCCAUUGGCUCUGGCGCCCAAGGCAUUGUUUGCUCUGCUCUAGAUACGGUCCUCAGUAUACCAGUGGCAGUGAAAAAGCUGUGUCGGCCCUUUCAGAACCAGACCCACGCUAAGCGCGCCUACAGGGAGCUGGUGCUGCUCAAAUGUGUCAACCACAAAAAUAUCAUCCGUCUGAUCAAUGUAUUCACGCCUCAGAAGUCCCUGGAGGAAUUUCAGGAUCUGUAUCUGGUGAUGGAGCUAAUGGAUGCCAGCCUAUGCCAGGUGAUCCAUAUGGACCUAGACCACGAGAGGAUGUCCUACCUGCUAUACCAGAUCCUUUGUGGAAUCAGGCACCUGCACUCUGCUGGCAUAAUCCACAGGGAUCUGAAGCCCAGUAACAUUGUGGUUAAGUCAGAUUGCACACUAAAGAUCUUGGACUUUGGCUUAGCUAGGACAGCCUGCACUAAUUUCAUGAUGACCCCGUACGUGGUGACCAGAUAUUACCGUGCCCCGGAGGUCAUUCUCGGUAUGAAGUACAAGGAAAAUGUGGACCUGUGGUCAGUUGGCUGCAUAAUGGCUGAAAUGAUUUCUCACAAAGUCCUCUUUCCUGGAAAGGACUACAUCGACCAGUGGAAUAAGGUGAUUGAGAUUCUGGGCACACCCAGUCUAGAGUUUAUGAACCGACUGAUGGAGACUGUGAGGAACUAUGUGAUGAACAAGCCACAGUAUCCUGGCGUCAGCUUUGCCGAGCUUUUCCCAGACUGGGCCUUCCCUUCUGAGUCAGAACAUGACAAAUUGAAGACAAGUCAAGCACGGGACUUGCUUUCCAAAAUGCUAGUCAUUGAUCCCGAGUGCCGCAUAUCUGUAGAAGAAGCUCUUAAUCACCCCUACAUUCACGUGUGGUACGACCCGGCAGAGGCCGACGCGCCUCCUCCACAGAUUUCUGACAAGCAGUUGGAAGAGAGAGAGCACACUAUUGAGCAGUGGAAAGAACUUAUUUAUGAAGAGGUGAUUGACUGGGAGGAGAGGAACAAGAAUGGUUUAAUGAAAGAAGAUUGCUCAGAUGUGGUGUCAGGUUCGGCCUCCCAGUCCUCUUCAGCCAACGAUAUCUCGUCCAUGUCCACAGAGCAAACCCUGGCCUCAGACACAGACAGCAGCAGCAUCGACACACUGACAGGACCUCUGGACGAGAAUCACUGAACACAGACAUUUUCCACACAUCUCUCUCUGUCUGCCUGCCUGCCAUCUCCAGUUUUCGCUCUCCAAACAUCAGUAGCCCUUUUCAGACAUGGAAUAUGUAACAUUGGUGAAGUCAGCAAUCUGUUAAAGUGACAGCACAAUCUUUCAGACAUCGGUCAGUUUUACAUCGGUGUUUUCAUGGAUUCAAACCAACAAACAUGACAUGCCUGAAUACUGUCAGCAUUGCCUUUAGUUAAGCGGAAACACAUUCUUGAGCGAGUUGUUCUCAAACAGGGGUACUCUGUGCGUGCGUGCGCUGCUGAGAAAAACCUUCCCACACAGGCUCCAAAACAAAUCUCUUUCUUCAUGAGUGGGAAUAAUGAAAAUGAGGAAUGUUUUAAUCUUAUUGCAAACCAAGUUUAUGAGCUAAAAUGUUAAUAUGCACAUAUUUUAUUGUUUAGGGCGUUCUCUUGUGAGCUGAGCAACUCACAAAGACGCGUUCGCGGCACACCUUUUGGUGUUCGUUACCGUUAAUGUCCUGCAUGCUCUUAGUCUUGUGCCGUGCUGGAAGUGUUACGUAACUGUUACGAGGUCUGACCCAGGAGAUUUGCCAUCACAGGUUUGAAUACAUGAAGCAAACAUGUUCAGACACCGUCAGGAGAGGGUACAUGUCUGAAAGGGGCUUAACAGCCAUCAUCAUCCUUUCUUUUCUUUGUUUUUUAACUCCACAUACACUUGUUCUGUCCCUUUAUGUCUUUAGUUUUUUCUCUUUAGUCUCAAUGGACAGGUUUAUUUUUCUAAUUUGUUACCCGCUCUGUCGUUGGAACUGCUGCCUGCAGGUAAAAGAUACCUGUGCUCUCUGUUUUCUCCAUUGUUUUACUUGAUCACCUGCCUAUAUGCGGUAUAUGCAUCCAUAUUGAUUUGCCAGUAGUAGGUGGGGGAGUCGUUUGUUUUUGUACGCCUGUAUUUUAAAAGUUUUAUUUUUUUAGCAAUUCGAGACCAGAGGUCAUCGUCAUGAAAUCGGGGCAGGCAAGCAUCCCACUGCGACCUGCUCUAGUGCAUGUUACGCCACAAAGAACAAAAGCUUACCAUAAACUGAUGGCAUCAAUCGUGAUCAAACACUGAUCAAAAGUUUCAUCAAAAGUAUUGCAGAUCUCUACAGCGGUGCGUUCUGCACAGUGUUUUUGUUUUUAAUUGAAUAAUUAAUUGGCUUGAGUGAUGUUGGUUUUAAGCUUUUCCCCAUGACAGCGAGGGGAAGCUGUGAUUGCAGUGUUACUGUUUAUUUCCCGAUACAAUGUACUGUAUGUAAAGAUGUCACUCAUAGUGGCUGUAGACCCUUUCAUUACAAAUAGAUAGGAUGUGCUUGUUUGGUUAAGAAAUUCAACAUGUCUGUGGAGCUACAUAUAUCUAUAUCUAUAUAUAUAUAUUGCAAUCACCCUUAUUUGACUUACGGUACUGACUAUCAGUGUGUACAUCAAAAAAAAGAAAAAUCGUAAUCCUGUACAUCCGGAAGAGGCAAAACAAGAUACUUGUAUUUAUUUUUGUGUGUUCUUGCAGAGUGUUGCACACAACCACAGUGACGCCCGUGGGAAUUAAGCCUCUUGUCAAAACGUUUCAUUGACAAAUGUGUGGACUGCUCCCUUUUGUCUUUUUUUCUGUCUCUCUUUUUUUUUUUUUUUUUUUUAAACCAUUCCAUUAGUGCUGGAAAAGUUACACAAUGAAUCAUGAAAUCAGACGACACGUUUUAACCUGCAUGAAGGCUUCACACCUGUAAGAAAUUGUAGUUCUUGCUAUACAAAGAAAUGCAUUCAAGAGCAUUCUUUCACUCACAGUACGUUUCCGUUCUUAGUUCAGAAAGCUUUUAGAGUUAGGGAGCUGUUGUAGUUUUACGAGGGUUUGUUUUUUGUUGUUGUUGUUGUUUUGGGUUUUUUGGCCUUACAUGUGUGUUGUAUGUUUUAUGAGAAAAUGCUGUGCAGCACUCGUCCUUAUUUUUCUCCUUUGGAUAAUCUGACCCAGCUGUCCAGGUUUUUUAAAAGUUCCCAGAGAGAAAGCAGACAUGCUGUGGUUUAAGCGUGGGUGAGACUGUGGAGUCCUGAGUUCAACUGAAAGAAAGAUAAACCUUGAAAAUGGACUGUGCAGAUACUGCGCCCCCCACUUUGUUCUUUUUUUUUUAAACUUUUUUUUCAUAACUGAUUGCACAUGUGAUGGACAUGCAGAAAGAAGACACUAUGGAGAACUUAUGCACUAUGUUGUACACAACCAUGACCUUAUUCUUUCAGUCAUGCCUUAAAUGACCUGAGGAGUGGCCAUCCAACUCUCCAAAUCUUAGCAGAUAAGGACUGAGCAUCACGUUGCUCAGGUUAUCUCAUGUGUUUCCUAUGUUUUUAAAAGAAAAUACUCCAUUGUAUACACUGUACAUCUCGGUUUGUUCCUCCUUUUAUUUCCAGAGAUGUCCUCUGUGAUUGCAAUGACCACAAUAUGACCUUUUGGCCAACAUCUUUUGCCCAUACUCAGCUAAUAAAGUGGACAUCAGUGAUUA
Haplochromis burtoni (Burton's mouthbrooder) is the source of this 4034-nucleotide messenger RNA. It is a transcript of the gene mapk9, whose product is annotated as mitogen-activated protein kinase 9. Gene Ontology annotation, biological process: JNK cascade; protein phosphorylation. Gene Ontology annotation, molecular function: JUN kinase activity; ATP binding. Bases 254 to 1516 code for a protein of 420 amino acids. The record is from RefSeq and is a predicted model, not a curated record. The transcript has 12 exons. Gene Ontology annotation, cellular component: cytoplasm; nucleus. Lineage: Eukaryota; Metazoa; Chordata; Actinopteri; Cichliformes; Cichlidae.